CACUGGAGACUUGUAAUGCCAAAGUGUAUAACCACAUUGGUGGUUGUAUCACCAUGUGAAUCGAACUGCUUUCUUUUUGACUGGAAUAAUUUUUCUUGUACAAGUCAAUGAAUUAAUGACAAAACUGGAAGAGAAAAUGAACCGCGAGAAUCCAACCACUCCUCUUCUGAGAUCAGUUAAAAAACAACAGAGAUUAGAGCUUUGCACUUUGCAGCUGCACCUAACAGGCAAGAGCUCCUCCUCCUUUACCGGUUGUUGAAAGCAAAGCUCACUUACCCAAGAUGGCUGACCCUGUUAUCUCUCUUGUUAUUGAGAGAAUUGGUGAUCUGCUGAUUAAAAAAUCUGUUUUCCUGAAAGAUGUUCGACGACAAGUUGAAAGACUCAAAAAUGAUCUGGUCCGGAUGCGGUGUUUCCUGAAAGAUGCAGAUCAAAGGCAAGAUGAAGAUGAGAGGAUUCGCAACUGGGUUUCUGAAAUUAGAGCUGUGGCUUACGAUGCGGAGGAUAUCAUUGAGAUCUUUGCCAGCAAAAUUGAAAGCAUAAAGGAUAAGGGAUUGGCAUAUUAUCCCCGGCGGAUUGUGAGCCUCAACAAGAUCGGUAAAGAGAUUGAGUCCUUACAGAUAGGGCUCAAUGACAUAGCUGAUAGCCGCGAAAAGUAUGCUAUCAAAAAUCUUGGAGAGGGAAUGAGUUCACCCGGAAAAGAAUUUCGAAGGCUUCGCCGAACCUCUCCUUUCAGCGAGGACAAGGAUAUAGUGGGCUUCGAAGAGAUUACAAAAUCGCUCGUGGCAGAACUUUUGAAAGAGGACGAAAACCGCCGUGUGGUUUCAAUCGUUGGCAUGGGAGGUGCUGGUAAGACAACUCUAGCCAAAAAAGUUUAUAACCAUGCUGAUGUCAAGAAAAGAUUCAACUGCCGUGCUUGGGUCUGCGUCUCUUCAAGCUACGAUCACAAAGAGAUGCUGAGAUCAAUCAUAAAGCAAUUGAAUGCAAUGGAUAACAAGCUACUUGAAAUGCUGGAAAGGAUGGAAGAGGAAGACUUGGAACGAAGGCUCUAUCAAGAUCUACAAGACAAAUGUUAUCUUGUGGUAAUUGAUGAUGUAUGGGAGGAAGAAGCGUGGGAUUGUCUUGCUAGGGCCUUUCCUGAUGUUAAUACAUCAAGUAGACAGCUACUUACAAGUCGCAAAAGGGAUGUUGCCCAACACGCAGAUGCACUUAGCAAACCACAUGAGCUGAAAACUUUGGGGCAGGAAGAUAGCUGGCAGUUGUUCCUCAGAAAGGCCUUAGGCCAUGGGGAUAACGCUGGAUGUCCUCCGGAUUUGGAAGAAGUAGGCAGAGAGAUUGAAAGGAGAUGUGCUGGUCUGCCACUAGCCAUCACGGUUAUAGGUGGUCUGCUUCUGACAAAGAGAAGGUUGAAGAGUGAGUGGGAGAAAGUUCUCAACAGCUUCAACACAAACCUCUCAAGGAGCCAGAGUGGAGUAUCAGCAAUUCUGGAAUUAAGUUAUGCAGAUCUUCCUGCCAAUCUGAAAUUUUGCUUUUUGUAUUUGGGUUUGUUUCCCGAAGACUCCGUGAUUUCUGUGCGCAAGUUGAUCCAUAUGUGGGUUGCAGAGGGAAUAAUGCAGAAAAGAAGCGCAAAAAAAUUGGAGGAAACUGCAGCAUAUGAUGAUGUGGAACAACUUUGUAGCAAAAAUAUGGUCCAGGUGGCAGAAAUGACUGUUGAUGAGAGGAUUAAAAGCUGUAGAGUCCAUGAUUUAUUGCGAGAGCUUGCAAUAAAAAAGGCAGAGGAUGAAAAUUUUUUUCAGAUCCACGACACCAGAGAUGAUAAAAUAUCAGCCAAAUCCAGGUAUCUUGCUGUUCAUAUUCUCCCAGGGGAUAAAAAUUUUUUGGGUCUUCAACCCCUCCUCUCCGGUCUCUACUUUUUUUCAAUGUCCACGAUUACAGGGAAAACAUUAGUUUUGGCUUCAAAAGUUUAA
Messenger RNA from Coffea arabica (coffee), 1964 nucleotides. The record is from RefSeq and is a predicted model, not a curated record. Lineage: Eukaryota; Viridiplantae; Streptophyta; Magnoliopsida; Gentianales; Rubiaceae.